Molecule: messenger RNA, 3385 nt
Organism: Sturnus vulgaris (Common starling)
Lineage: Eukaryota; Metazoa; Chordata; Aves; Passeriformes; Sturnidae
Source: RefSeq, a predicted model, not a curated record
GCUCUAGGAUGCCAGGGCCAGCCGGACUCGGGUUGCCCACCUGAUCCUUGUUGCCCAUGUCCUGCCAGCACAUCAUGUUGCGCUCCUGGCGCAUGAAGCUGAAGUUGCUGCUCGCCACAGUGACCCUGGCCAUUCUCCUCUCCUGGCUCUACCUCUUUGUGGGCAGCCUCGAAUAUGGCCGCUUCCUCCUGCUGCCGCCGUGUCUGGGCGAGCAGGCGAGCCGGGAUGUGGAGCGGGAGGCGCUGGCCUCACGGGUGCGCAGGGUGGAGCAGGAGAACCAGCAGCUCCGGCUGCAGCUGGGCCAGGCUCAGGCGGAGGGCAGUGAUGGCAGCCCGCAGUGGGGGGCUUCAGCCGAGGACAGAGACCCCCCUGGGGGCAACAGGAGCAACCACACGGCCUGCCCCAAGCAGCGGACAGUGCACAAGUGUGAGCUCCUUCACGUCGCGAUUGUGUGUGCUGGGCACAAUGCGAGCCGGGACGUGGUGACCCUGGUGAAAUCCAUCCUCUUCCACAGGAAAAACCCCCUCCACUUUCACUUCAUCACGGAUUCAGUGGCCCACCAGAUCCUCCAGACGCUCUUCCAGUCCUGGAUGGUGCCUUCUGUCCACGUCAGCUUCUACAAUGCCGAUGACUUGAAGCCAGAGGUGUCGUGGAUCCCCAACAAGCACUACUCUGGCAUCUAUGGGCUGAUGAAGCUGACUCUUACCAAGGCACUACCCUCCAACCUCUCCAAGGUCAUUGUCUUGGACACGGACAUCACCUUUGCCACCGACAUUGCUGAGCUCUGGGCUGUCUUCGGAAAGUUUUCUGAAAAGCAGGUGAUUGGGCUGGUGGAGAAUCAAAGUGACUGGUACUUAGGCAACCUGUGGAAAAACCACAAACCGUGGCCAGCCCUGGGACGUGGCUUCAACACGGGGGUGAUCCUGCUCCUGCUGGACCGCCUGCGUCGCCUGGGCUGGGAGCAGAUGUGGCGGCUGACAGCGGAGCGGGAGCUCAUGAGCAUGCUCUCCACCUCGCUGGCUGAUCAGGAUAUCUUCAAUGCUGUGAUCAAGCAGGACCCAUCCCUGGUGUACCGGCUUCCCUGCUUCUGGAAUGUGCAGCUCUCUGACCACACCCGCUCAGAGCAGUGCUACACUGAGCUCUCAGAUCUCAAGGUGAUCCACUGGAACUCGCCCAAGAAGCUGCGGGUGAAGAACAAGCAUGUGGAGUUCUUCCGUAACCUCUACCUGACCUUCUUGGAGUAUGAUGGGAACCUGCUGCGCAGGGAGCUUUUUGGCUGUGCCAGUCUUCCCAGCCCACCCAGGGACCAGUUGCAGCAGGCACUGGAAGAGUUGGAUGAGGACGAUCCCUGCUAUGACUUCCGCCAGCAGCACCUCAUGCAGCACCGCAUCCACCUGUUCUUCCUGCAGUACGAGUUCCUGGCCCUGCCCAACCCCACCGAUGUCACCCUCGUGGCCCAGCUCUCCAUGGACAGGUUACAGAUGCUGGAGGCCAUCUGCAAGCACUGGGCAGGCCCCAUCAGCCUGGCGCUGUACAUGUCGGACGCCGAGGCGCAGCAGUUCCUGCGCUACGCCCAGGCCUCGGAGGUGCUGAGCGCCCGCCGCAACGUCGCCUACCACAUUGUCUACAAGGAGGGGCAGUUCUACCCCAUCAACCUCCUGCGCAACGUGGCCUUGGCCAACACGCAGACACCGUACGUCUUCCUGACGGACAUCGACUUCCUGCCUAUGUAUGGCCUCUACGAUUACCUCAGGAACUCCAUCCAACAGCUGGAGCUGCCCCAGAGGAAGGCAGCUCUCAUUGUGCCAGCUUUUGAGACCCUGCACUACCGUCUGACCUUUCCCAAAUCCAAAGCAGAGCUGCUCUCCAUGCUGGACAUGGGCUCCCUCUACACCUUCAGGUACCACGUGUGGCCAAAGGGCCACGCCCCAACGGACUAUGCCAAAUGGCGGACGGCCACCGUGCCCUACCGCGUGGCUUGGCAGCCAGACUUUGAGCCUUACGUUGUAGUGAGGCGAGACUGCCCCAGGUAUGACCAGAGGUUCGUGGGCUUCGGCUGGAACAAAGUCUCCCACAUCAUGGAGCUGGAUGCGCAGGAGUAUGAGCUGCUGGUCCUGCCCAAUGCCUUCAUGAUCCACAUGCCCCAUGCCCCCAGCUUCGACAUCUCCAAGUUUCGCCUGAGUGCCGGGUACCGGGGCUGCCUCCAGACACUGCGGGAGGAGUUCCACCAGGACCUGUCACGGCGAUACGGGGCUGCUGCACUCAAAUACCUCACUGCUGAGAGAAGCCUGUGAUGCCUGGGGACAGGGGAUGUGGGGUACAAGCAGCACACUGGAGAAGGGAGGGUGCAAGGCCUCCCUCCUGCCCCUUGCCCACCGCCGCAGCCCAGCCCGAGGGAACGGAGUUGGCAGCACAGCCUCUCCAGCCCCCACCAAAGGGAUGCCUGUAGAUAAGAUGGAAGACAUCAGCUGCAAGAACAGCCAGUGCCUGCAGGUCAAGCUGCUGCAGCCUUCCUGUGUUACAGGGGAACCUCCCCAUGCCUGGGGCCAGGGGUGGGGUCUCCUCCCUUCCUUCUUUUAGCUGAUAUUAGCUUACCUCACCUUGAGGCCUGGCUUCUCCAGAGAUCUGGGAGCUGUACCUUACCCUGUUCUGCCUCUGCUCAAUGGUCCCAGGUCUUAGUCCUCCACACACCCCUCCGGGGUUUUGGUGAGUUGGAGAUGAGGUUGUAGAGCAACCCUUUACAUUCUUUGUGGAGCAGGCUCAGAGGAAACCUCCCAGCACCCUGGGAGGAGCAGCCAGGGAGUACUGUGAGUAGCUGGAGCCUUGGUUCAAACCCAGAUCAAGACUGACUGGUUAAUGGGGGGAAAUAUUAUUCCUUAUCUGUAUGGAUAUAGUCUCCAGUGGAGCUGGCCCCAUACAGGUGGUGUGGGAGUCAUCCAGUGCAGGAUGAGCUCCCAGAACAGGAUGGGCUGUCCCCUGUCCCCAGCAGUAAGCUCCCAGGAUGGACCUGCACCUUCCAACUGGCAGCAGCCAUGCUGGUGACAGACCCUGUCCUGUGCUGGUAUUGCCCCACAGGACAGGGCUGCCAACCCCCCCACCGUGGGCAGAACAGCAGCUUCAUGGGCCAGCAUAGGCUGGGAGAAGUUCCCCGUGGGGACCACCCUGCUGCUCCCCAGCUCUCGGCAGCACAGUUGUUGCCAUCAACAAUCAGGGACAUGGCUGACACUGGACAAGACCGUAGCUGAUCACUAUGGCAGGAACCCCAUGCUGGGAGUAGCUUGACUGGACACUGUUCUACCGCUAUCACACACUGGAGCACAGAGGAUGCAUUGCUUUCCUCACACUAUUUAAAUUAUUUAAUACUUUUCUCAUAAGAAGUCAGUAA